CUGUCAACAGUCAUUCCCUUCUGUGACUUUUGGGAGUAAGAACACAGUGCAGCAUCAAAACCAAUCAUGCCGACGCGGUCCACAGAGGAAUGGGUCCGGCUGUCCAUGCGCACCCCGGGCAUCCUGAUCUUCGGGAUGGUGAUGGCCCCCUGCGGCUGGAUCCUGGACCUGACCGCCACCGUGGCCCCCAACUGGAGGACCCUGCACAACGUCCCCGACAGACCCCAGGACGAGAUCACCCAGCAGGGCAUCUGGGACAUCUGCGUGGCCUCCUCCACCAACACCAGGACCCAGUGCGGCCAGGAUGACCCCACCUACUUCAGCAACCAGCUGAUCCCCGUGGCGCAGGGGCUGAUGGUGGCCUCCCUGGUGGUGACUCUGAUCGGGCUGGCCGUGGCCAUCCCCGGGGUGCGCUGCUGGAGGGACAAGCCCCAGUGGAAGGUGGCCGGGCUGGGCGGGCUGCUCAUCUUCUGCUCCGGCGUGCUGACCCUCAUCCCCAUCGCCUGGUACACGCACAUCCUGGAGGAGAUCACCAGCGAGACCUCGCGCAACGACGUGCGGGUGGGGUACUGCAUCGUGCUGGGUUACAUCGGCGGGAUAUUUGAGGUGCUGGGAGGCGCCGUCAUGUUCAUCGGGAUCUGCCGCUGCUGCGGCGGCAAGAACCGAGGGGAGAGCCGGCUGGAGGAGCUGGUCGGCCGGCAUCCCAAAGCGCCGCCGAGGCGUAUCGAGGUGCCGACCCUGAGCCGGCCCCGGAGCAGCGCCGGCGGCAGCAGCGUGCCCUACUCCAAGGACUCCAUGGAGGAGGACGAUGUGUCCUUCCCCCGGGCCAAGAGCCCCGCGGCCCGCUCAGGAAACACCUCCUUCAACGGAACUCCGUACGAUGCAGACUUAUGAGAGAGGAGACAGCUGUAGGGAAAAGAGUGGAGUUAAUGGUAACGCUUUUUAAGCACCUUGUAAUAAGCAUUAGUUAAUAGGUAAUAAGGCCCUUAUAAGUCCUUAAUAACGGCGUAAUAAAGUAUAUUUGUAUUUUAAUAAAGCAAACAAAAAAGAUGAUUGAAGGCGUAAUAAUGCAUAAUAAAAGAUUUAUUAGCCUUAAUAAGGCAUUGUUCACGCUUUAGAUCCAGUAGCUGCAAAAAGCAUAGUUAACUGUUAACAAGUGCCUAGUUAACUGAUAAUAAUGGCAUAAUAAAGUAUAUUUGUAGUUUAAUAAAGCUUCUUAUAAGUUUCUUAUAAGUUUUAAUAAAUGUCUUAUAGUCUGAUAUUAACUAUAUUAUGAUAUUAUUGUUUAUAUAUUCUUAUAAACACAUAAUAAUGUUGAUAAGCACCUUAUAGGGCCUUAUUACCAGGGGUGCACACAAGCUGGGACUCCAGGGCUAGUCUACUGCAUGUUUUAGAUGUUUCCCUGUAUUCAACACACCUGAUUCUAAUCACUGGUCGUCAUCAACGUGUCAUCAAGGUUUACACAACUCUGUUGGUGACACAGCCUUGUCUAUCAGGGUUGUGUUGAUGCAGGGAAAAAUCUAAAAUGUGCAGUAGACUAUCCCUGGAGUCCCGGCUUGUGUGCACCCCUGCUUAUUAUCUAUUAACUAAUGCUUAUUACAAGGACCUUAAUAUUAAGCGUUACCAAGUUAAUUCUAGGAAGCGCAUUGUAGUAAUGCACCAGAUGCAUAAUGUAAAGUCAUCACGCAUCUUUAGGCGACUGGUGGGGAAGUAUUUUAAGACCACAGUUAAGAUCAAACACAGAUAAUGAUAUUGUUUCAUCACGGGACAACUAAAGGCAAACAUGUAUAUUAGAAUAAAGUGUUUAUUGUAGGGGCAUGGCUGCAGUUUAAUGCAGUAAAACCCGCUAAUGGGUUCAGCUUGAUUCUCAAAAGUCGAGACCUUUACAACACAUUAUUGUCAAAUGUCUGAGCACAAUUUUUGUUAUACAGAUUAGAAGGAAAUAAUGGAAGGACAUACACAUCUCUCAACAAUGAAGAAUAAUGAUUUGAACAAUGAAUUAUCAAAUGAGCUUUAAUAAGCCUGGUAUUUUUUUGGAUUACAAAUGAAAUGUUGCUGUCUAUUAUGUUGCUCAGAUGAUAAUGAACUCAUGCUGUAAAUAGCCGAAUCUUUAAGAAAGCUUUUACUUUUAUUUUUCUAUUUCCACUGGCUAAUGCAUUCCCAUUUUUUCUUUUGUUCUCUUGGUGCCUUUUUUUACAUUUUUGUAAAGACUAUGUUCUUAUGCACUUUUGAAUUCAGGCUCCCUGUUGUAAGAAGCAUCCUCUAGUGAUCAACGUUUUUAAAAAUUCUUUCUGUGAAUUAGGUUUUUGAAUGUGCAAUCUGUUCCCUUACUUGAGUGAGUCCCUUUUGUUUGGUGUAAAAACAAACAAUGUAAUAAAUGACCUGUAAAAAG
Cololabis saira (Pacific saury) is the source of this 2392-nucleotide messenger RNA. RefSeq names its product claudin 23.1 (gene cldn23.1). Gene Ontology annotation, biological process: cell adhesion; bicellular tight junction assembly. The transcript has a single exon. The record is from RefSeq and is a predicted model, not a curated record. Gene Ontology annotation, cellular component: plasma membrane; bicellular tight junction. Lineage: Eukaryota; Metazoa; Chordata; Actinopteri; Beloniformes; Belonidae. Gene Ontology annotation, molecular function: structural molecule activity. Bases 67 to 894 code for a protein of 275 amino acids.